Molecule: messenger RNA, 1841 nt
Organism: Eptesicus fuscus (big brown bat)
Lineage: Eukaryota; Metazoa; Chordata; Mammalia; Chiroptera; Vespertilionidae
Gene: HLX
Product: H2.0 like homeobox
Exons: 4
Coding region: 26-1486 (486 amino acids)
Biological process (GO): regulation of DNA-templated transcription
Molecular function (GO): sequence-specific DNA binding; DNA-binding transcription factor activity, RNA polymerase II-specific
Source: RefSeq, a predicted model, not a curated record
CGGCCGCCGGGCGCACCCCGCCAGGAUGUUUGCCGCCGGGCUGGCUCCCUUCUACGCCUCCAACUUCAGCCUCUGGUCGGCCGCUUACUGCUCUUCGGCCGGCCCGGGCGGCUGCUCCUUCCCUCUAGACCCCGCCGCGGUCAAGAAGCCCUCCUUCUGCAUCGCGGACAUCCUGCACGCCGGCGUCGGGGAGCCGGGGGCGGCCCCGGAGGGCCUGGCCGGAGCCUCGGCCGCUGCCCUCACCGCGCACUUGAGCUCGGCUCACCCGCACGCCUCUUUCCAAGCUGCCGCCAGAUCCCCGCUUCGACCCACCCCGGUGGUGGCGCCCUCCGAAGUCCCGGCUGGCUUCCCGCAGCGACUGUCCCCGCUCUCGGCCGCCUACCACCACCACCACCCCCCACAGCAGCAGCAGCAGCAGCAGCAACAACAACAACAGCAACCGCUGCAGCAACAGCCUCCACCUCCUCCCCGGGCGGGCGCCUUGCAUCCCCCGGCCUCGGGGGCGCGGGGGGUCCCCAACCCUCACCACAGCGGCUCGGCCCCAGCCCCCUCCAGCAAGGACCUCAAAUUUGGAAUUGACCGCAUUUUGUCUGCAGAAUUUGACCCGAAAGUCAAAGAAGGCAACACGCUGAGAGAUCUCACGUCCCUGCUGACGGGCGGGCGGCCCACGGGGCUGCAUCUCCCAGGCCUGCAGCCCUCCGCCGGCCAGCUCUUCGCAUCUCUAGAUCCCAUGAACGAGGCUUCCGCCAUCCUCAGCCCCUUAAGCUCGAACCCGAGAAAUUCCGUCCAGCAUCAGUUUCAAGACACGUUUCCAGGUCCCUAUGCCGUGCUCACCAAGGACACUAUGCCCCAGACCUACAAGAGGAAGCGCUCAUGGUCGCGGGCGGUCUUCUCCAACCUGCAGAGGAAAGGCCUGGAGAAAAGGUUUGAGAUUCAGAAGUACGUGACCAAGCCCGACCGGAAGCAGCUGGCGGCGAUGCUGGGCCUCACGGAUGCUCAGGUGAAGGUGUGGUUCCAGAACCGGCGCAUGAAGUGGCGGCAUUCCAAGGAGGCGCAGGCCCAGAAGGACAAAGACAAGGAGGCGGACGAGAAGCCGGCGGGCGGAGCCCCAGCGGCGGACGGCGAGCCGGAGGAGCGGAGCCCCAGCCGCUCGGAGGGCGAGGCCGAGAGCGACAGCAGCGACUCGGAGUCCCUGGACAUGGCCCCCAGCGACACGGAGCGGACUGAGGGGGCCGAGCGCUCCCCGCACCAAACCACCGUCAUCAAGGCCUCGGUGGCCGGCGCGCUCGUCCCGGCGGGGAGCGGGGGCAGCGGCAGUUUCGGCUUCAGCGGCCUGAGCAGCAGCAGCACCGGCACGGGGAUCGCCAGUAGCCUGGGCAGCAGCGGCGGCGGCCUGGCCCCGGAGCUGCUCCCUGCGCCCCAGCCCAGCCUCAGCAGCGCCCCCAAAAGCCCGGAGCCCGCCCAGCCGCCUCUCGGAGGCCCGUAGACUGGACCAGGGCGCAGGGGACCCGGCCCGUGCGCGCAGACAGACGCCAGCCUUCCAGCGCGGUUGGAUCUCGUGCCUCCUCUUUGGUGCUGGCCGCGGGGACAGGGCCAGAGACGCAUCGGGGGAGCCUCCUUCGCCAGGGUCGCCUCCUGCCCCUCGCUGGCCGCCUGGUGGCACAGCCCACACUGCGCAGUGGCCUGGGGAGUCUCAGUGCCCUCCCUCCCCCGACGGACACACUUUUCCCGGAUACAAGCAGCUCACACUGUGACGUGUGACUCCGCAGUGCCUUCCCGCGCUAGGGGGGGUCGCAAAGACGCACUGCUGCACGUAGGAUGCCACAACCUUGUAAAUAAAA